CCUGAACAUUGGCUAAAUCGAAUGAAAUCCGAACCUAUAAUGAAUGGCCGUACCGAUCUAGGUUAAGGGUUCUACAGGUAACAUUAUGCCAAAACGCCCACACGACGAGUCAGCUCGCGAACUGCCACAGAAGCGAGCACGCCCGACACUCGCUCCGGAUCGACUAUCGGCGCUGAGCGAUGAGCUCGCUCUCCACGUUUUGAGCUUCCUUCCUAUCCGCUCUUUAAUAACUUGUCAAAGAGUAUCCCGUCGGUUCUAUAUCUUGGCCAGCGAUUCAGAAAUAUGGAAGCGAAAGUAUUACUCGCGCUGGAUACUACCUCGUGCUCGACGAGUUAGGCAGCUUACACAGCUAGAUGCAGCAAUCGAGCCUAUUGGCUAUUCCUCCAAGGUGGUAAAAUGGCUGGAACAUGGACGCUCCUGGAGGGAAGGCCGGGAAAUCGAUUGGAUGAAGGAAUACCGCCUCCAACAUAACUGGUCAAAAGGGAGCUGCCGGGUCAGAGAGCUGGAAGUGGCACAACCACCGAUUCCACCGGUUCUAGUGAAUCUACAUAAUGGAGUUGUGUUUACCGUGGACGCGAGGAAUGGACUUCGGGCGUGGUCGAUGAAGGAUACCGAGGUGAUGCUAGCGAGUCAAUCCUUCGACGGUUUUCCAUCCGUAGCACCCACAGCUGUGGCGAUUUCCUCCAAUGAGUCUUCAUCAAAAGAUCAAACCGUCGCGGUUGGCUUCGAAGAUGGCUCAUUCGAAAUAUACACGUUAGACUACGAUACCAAACGGUUCAAACGUCGCCUGUCAAAAUCCAAACAUGAAGAUGGCGAAAUCACUGCUCUUGCUUCAUGUCCAGGCUAUCUACUUGUGCUUUUUCAGAAUAAAAAGCUCUCUUUGUACCGGCUGGCUUCGCAUUCCUCUCUCCGCCUUAUCGACUCGCUGCAUGCGAGCAAUAUUCGAGCCCCACUUACGUUGUCCGUACGAAUCGUCGGGUCUGGUGUUAUUGCAUCCAUCGCAUACAGCUUUCCUAGAAUCGGAUGCGGUUGGUGUAUCGGUUUACAGGAGGUUCGCUGGGACGAAGACGGCCAAAAUCUGGGUUCCCACCUUGCUACACCGCUGGAUUCCCAAGCAUUGAGUUCUCCAAUAGGUCUUGGAGUCACGAUGAGGCGAUCUGAAAAUCCAGUGUCAGCGCUUCAGCGACAGCAGUCUUCCUUUCCGUACCCAUCCUACACGCAGCCUCCCACGGCAUUGUCUUACUCCCAUCCUUAUCUACUGACUGCGCACUCUGACAACACUCUUACUACGUACCUGGUUGUGUCAACUGCAGAGAAAUUGACGAUCAGCCCUCCUCGUCGUUUAUGGGGGCAUACAUCAUCGAUUUCCGGGGUUCAGGUUGGUGGACGCGGUAAAGCAGUGUCGGUGAGCUCUCGGGGAGACGAUAUUCGUGUCUGGGAGUUAGAAGGAAUGGUCCCGUCACCGCUGAUAGCAAAGGCACCACGAUUACGCGAGCGGAGCAUACAGCUGAGUCCCGAGAGGAUGAAGUCGCAGUCAGCUCCGAUAGGGUCGAAAAAUGCGCCUAAUGUCUUGUUGGAGUUUGGGGCCAGCCCGCGGCUUACUCAAAAGGAUACCUCGAGCGAAUUGACUAAGAUGACAGGCCUAGUAGGCUUUGAUGAUGAACAAGUUGUGGUGCUCCGAGAGCAGGACCUUGGAACACAGCUUCUUGACUGCUAUGAUUUCAGGUAGCAUUGUGAUUACGGUUGCA
Messenger RNA from Coccidioides posadasii C735 delta SOWgp, 1748 nucleotides. RefSeq lists its product as uncharacterized. The record is from RefSeq and is a predicted model, not a curated record. Lineage: Eukaryota; Fungi; Ascomycota; Eurotiomycetes; Onygenales; Onygenaceae. Gene Ontology annotation, molecular function: protein binding.